Messenger RNA from Phaeodactylum tricornutum CCAP 1055/1, 1340 nucleotides. RefSeq lists its product with no specific name. The record is from RefSeq and is a predicted model, not a curated record. The transcript is spliced from 2 exons. Gene Ontology annotation, molecular function: DNA-binding transcription factor activity; sequence-specific DNA binding. Bases 95 to 925 code for a protein of 276 amino acids. Lineage: Eukaryota; Bacillariophyta; Bacillariophyceae; Surirellales; Neidiaceae. Gene Ontology annotation, biological process: regulation of DNA-templated transcription.
CGAACAGCUGAUAGGUCGCUCGCAGCCAACAAAGAACGACAAAAAGCGUCCCAAACUCUGGAUACUGUUAUCACCUAACUGAUCCUUCGGAACCAUGAGCAAUGAAGACAAAAGCGAAGCGGAGCUUGACGAGAUGGAUGAUUCCAAAAUCUUUCCACAGCGCUUAAUGGAAGUUCUUGGAGAUGAGAACAACGUGGAGGCAAUCUGCUGGUUGCCCCAUGGAAGGGCGUUCAUGAUUCGCAGUCGGAGCCUAUUUUCGGAGCGAGUGAUGCCCCGCUUCUUUCCUCGCAAGGCCAAGUACUCGAGUUUCACACGCAAACUCAAUCGAUGGAAUUUCGUGCGAGUCUCCAGCGGUCCCGAACUCGGAGCUUACUAUCAUGAAUUCUUCCUUCGUGAUAAGCCCCAUUUGGCGGCGCAAAUGUUUUGCAAGAACGCUCGUGCCAAGCUAGCAAUGGCGAACGAUCCGAAUCCGAACGUGACUGUACCGGCUAUCGGGAUACGCCCUCAAGAAACUCUACCGGUCGCAAGUCCACCUCAAUCGGUAGCUCUAGCCCCCUCUCAGCAGGAGAUAUCUGUAGCAAAACCACAGAUCGACGCCACCAUCCUGGCUUUGUUGCAGCAGCAACGCAGCAAAACGUCUCUCGAUGAAAAAAUCAAGAGCGCACUGUACCCGCCGUAUGCGCCGAACAACGUUCAGUUGCUAGAGCGGCAAAUGCAAAUUUUACAACAGGACCUUGCGCAAAGAUUCUUGGUUGAACAGCUCAUACGAUCGGCUUCUCAACAGCAACAAGUCACGCAACCAAUUCCUAUGCUGCAAAACCAACAGAGUUCAAAUCGAUUGUUGCAAAUGAGACAACUAAUGGAAUUACGCCUGAAUCAGCGCCAAGGACGCGUGCCUCAAGGAUCGCGGGCCUCGGCGGCGUAAAUACAUUUAUGGUUCUGCGUGUAGUUACCAAUGGCUGGACUGCGAGUAUUCUUUUGGAGAUUCUUGUAGCUUUAACAUUAUUACAAGUGUCACAACCCACACAUGCGUCAUUUUGCGCUAAAAGUGCUGAAGACUGACGUUUACUACUCUGUAGUCGUCACAUCCCAGGCGCUCGUUGACAGUUACACAAAUUGUCCAAUGGAGAACGAUGCCUUCUCUGAUCAUGCUAGUUAAAAAGCCGAUCCCUGUUGUCGCGCGAUACUCAAGACAACGCUCCUCUUUUUGCGGUGAAGAUGUUCGUCGUAGCCGUUUUCGGUGUUCAUUACGAUAGUGGUCAUUAUCAAAAAGCGACCCACAGCAUAGGAUGUGCAAUACCAUAGGGUCGUCAACCAAUAAUGGAGAGGAUAAUUGGGAU